AUGCUCAAGUUGAAGCCUUUGCUAUCUACGUUUCUGAAGUGUGAAGUUGGAAACGGAACGGUCGCAGCGUUCUGGUGGGAUUCUUGGACAACUCUGGGACCGCUUAUUGACUUUGUGGGCACGACAGGGCCUCGUAUGCUACGCCUGAGAUUGGAUGCGCGUGUGGCUGAUGCGGUGCAGCUUGGGAACUGGCGACUCCCAAAUGCAAGGUCGGAUGCGGUGCAGGCUCUGCAAAUCCAUUUAACCACCAUCUCUCCUCCUCAAGCAGGCAGUGGAGAGGACACUUACCUUUGGCGCCUGCCUUCAGGGAUUUAUUCAAAGAACUUCUCCUCUAAGGGAACUUGGGAGCAACUGAGAGUUCGAUCACUGCCUGUUAGCUGGGCUAAGACGGUCUGGUUCACUGAAGAGAUUCCACGAGCCUCCUUCAUCCUCUGGUUAGUGAUCCUGAGAAGGUUGCCAACUCGAGAUCGGCUUUUGAGCUGGGGAAUGAAUGUCCCCGAAGAGUGCCCGCUUUGUACUUCUCACCAAGAAUCUCAUGACCACCUCUUCUUUGAGUGCCCGCUUUCUCAGGAACUCUGGCUCUUCUUUGCGUCGCGAAUUUCAGGGCAGAGUCAACAGCCGCUGCUUCCAUCCAUUCUGGACACAAUACUGCUUCCCCCGAUUUCUACCUCGGCGCACACCACCACGCUGAUGAGGUUGCUGCUACAAGUCACGGUCUACGCUCUGUGGAGAGAGCGGAAUGCACGGAUCUUUACCACAACGAACACGCCAAUACAUGCCUUGAAGGGUGUAGUGGACCGCACGGUUCGAGAUCGUCUCCUUUCCUUCCCUUCGCUGGAUGGCACUCCUUCUCUUCUAGAAUCAUAUUUUGCUUGUAUCUCAUAUCCGUUAUGA
Molecule: messenger RNA, 894 nt
Organism: Microthlaspi erraticum
Lineage: Eukaryota; Viridiplantae; Streptophyta; Magnoliopsida; Brassicales; Brassicaceae
Source: the annotation of a GenBank genome assembly